Messenger RNA from Nylanderia fulva, 1387 nucleotides. The record is from RefSeq and is a predicted model, not a curated record. NCBI's taxonomy places the organism in Eukaryota, Metazoa, Arthropoda, Insecta, Hymenoptera, Formicidae.
UUGCGAUUUAUGCUGUGACUUUAUUACAGGAUGAAAAGAACCAGAUACUCACAACCAAUGUGGUUACACAAGUUUGGACGCGACCAUCAUUUGAAUGGAAUGCCUCGGAAUUUGCUGGAAUUCAAGUAAUCCGUGUUCCUUAUAAUCGUGUUUGGCGACCUGACACAAUUUUAUACAACAAUGCUGAUCCACAAUAUAGUUCAGCGGUCAUCAAUACAAACGUGAUCGUUAGUCAUACAGGCGAAGUUGUCUGGUUAAGCCACGGUAUUUUCCGCAGCAGUUGCGACAUAAACGUGGAAUUCUUUCCCUUUGAUGAACAACGAUGCGCUCUGAAAUGGGCCUCUUGGACCUACGACGGAUAUCAACUCGAGCUGGAGAGGCAGAGUGAGAAGGGGGACGUGAGUAAUUAUCAAGCAAACGGCGAGUUCCAUCUUCUGGAUUUCACAGCCCGUAAAAACGUCGAGUACUACUCCUGCUGUCAAGAACCGUAUCCCGACAUCACUUACGAGAUUCGCUUACGACGACGUCCGAUGUUCUAUGUCUUCAACCUGAUUCUGCCCUGCAUACUAAUCAACGGCGUCGCCCUGUUGGUGUUCUACGUGCCCUCCGAGUCAGGAGAGAAAGUCACCCUCGGUAUCUCGGCCCUUCUCUCCAUGACGGUUUUCUUGAUGACCAUUCGCGAAACUUUGCCGCCUACGGAGAAGACGCCGUUAAUAAGUCUUUAUUACGGUGUCAGCAUUUGUCUGGUGUCGUUUGCAUCCGGUCUGGCGGUCGUGACAUUGAAUUUGCAUCGUGGUGUACGGGGUAUACGAGUGCCGAGUAUCGUGAGAUCGUUGGUCUUAGAAUUAGCCAGGAUAGUAUUUCUGAAUUUCCAAGAGGAGAAUAGAUCGGUAAAACGGAUAACCAGGAACCGGCGGAAAAUUCUCGAGAAGAAAGAACAAUUGUCACUGCACUGCAAAUCGGAACUGCCAGAGCAGCACAUAUCUCCUAAAUAUGUAUCGAGAAGGGAUGAUCGUAAUAGCAGCAGUCCUAGUCUAGAUCUCGGAAAGGAGGGCGGCCUUGAGGCACAAUGGUCCCGGGUCCUGGGAAGAGUGCACGCGACCAUUGAAAGGAACGAGCGGCGCCUAGUAGAGCAAGAUCGUCGAGAAAGGACAGAAUUAGAUUGGAAACAAGUCGCUCUGGUCAGUGAUCGUGCGCUAUUGUGCGUUUUCUUUCUAACGACAAUCGUUAGCACGGCGGUGAUUUUAUGCGGCUCGCCUCCGACUCAGGAUGUAUCAAAAGACGGGUAAUCGUUGAAUUAUCGAUUUGAUUAUAUCAAUUGACUAAAUGAUGCCAAAAUGUCUUCUUCAUCAUUGGACUCAAAGAAUAAUUUUAUUUUAUUUUUUUU